UACAAUUUUCUCAAUGGGAGACAAAUUAAUCAAGCUACGGUUUAUAAGUUAACAUAUAGUAUAUCCUUUCAAUGCUCACACUUAACACAUUCUACCCUCUUUGUCUCUCUUUGAUGUGGUUAAAUCCUAAUAAAGAUGAAAUUUUUAUUUGUUGUCCUUGUAAUAUUUGUUGUUGUUUCACCUUGCAUAUGUGCUAGAUUACUACCAUAUAUAAUUCCCAGCUUCAAUGUUCUUGACUAUGGUGCUGUUGGGAAUGGCAAAAAUGAUGAAACUCAGGCUUUUGUGGAUGCAUGGAAAGAUACAUGUAGUGCAAUUCAUGACAGCCCAACACUUCUCAUACCCAAAGGAAAAACAUUCAUCUUGCAACCUCUAUGGUUUCAAGGUCCUUGCAACUCUACAACAGUUUAUGUAAAGCUUGAGGGAACAAUCAAAGCCCCAAACAAGAUUGAGGCAUGGAAAUGGCCCAAUAACAAUGAGAAAGAAACAUGGAUCCGUUUCUCAGAGAUUAAUGGGCUCAUUAUUUAUGGAAGUGGACAAAUUGAUGGUCAAGGUGCUCCAUGGUGGGAUUGCUAUUCCAAUACCAACUGUGACAGACCAACUGCUCUACAUUUUCAUGCUUGUGAAAAUCUAAUUCUUAGAGGAUUGACUCACAUCAAUAGUCCAAGAAAUCAUAUAAGUUUAAAUGCAUGUCAUGGAUCACAUAUAUCUAAAUUACAUAUUAUUGCCCCAAAUGAAAGCCCAAACACUGAUGGUAUUGACAUUGCAGAAUCAUCUAAUGUCAUCAUUGAGAAUUCAAAAAUGGAAACAGGUGAUGAUUGCAUUGCCAUUAAUCACGGUUCUAGUUCCAUAAACAUCAUUGGAAUUUUUUGUGGACCUGGCCAUGGCAUCAGUGUGGGGAGCCUAGGAAGAAAUGGAGCAGAUGAAUCCGUGGAAAAUAUAUAUGUGCGAAAUUGCACUUUUAACGGGACGACAAAUGGAGCUAGAAUUAAGACAUGGAUGGGAGGACAUGGAUAUGCAAGAAAAGUCACAUUUGAGGAUAUUAUAGUUAUUGAAGCCUAUAAUCCUGUGAUUAUUGAUCAAGAAUACAAUCCAUAUGAUAGUGUACAUGCAGUGAAAGUGAGUGAUGUAACUUUUCGCAACAUAAGGGGAACAUCUAUUUCUAAGCAUGCAAUCCAAUUAAAUUGUGAUGAAGCCAUAAGUUGCACUAACAUUAUACUAGAAGGGAUUAACAUAACUUCUUCUAUUGGAGAGGAAGUUCAUGCAUCGUGUAAAAAUGCAAAGGGAAUGUGCACUUCAUGUAUUCCAUAUGUUCCAUGUCUUUCUCAAGAGUGAUAAACUUUUUGGAUUUGAAUUCCUUGAUGUCACAACUGCAUUCAUGCAUACAGUUAGCAUUAGAGACCAUCCGAUCUUAGUCAAAUAAUCAAAAAAUAAAGUAAAUUUUUAAAAUUUUUAAAUUUAUUUUCAAAUUAUAUAAUUUUUAUUAGGCCGUCUUUGAUGUGUUGAUUGCGCAAUUGCGUGCAGUUGUGACUAUUCAAGAUUUAAAUUCAGUUUUUUUGGUAAUUUGUGUCUA
This is a messenger RNA of Cicer arietinum (chickpea), 1570 nucleotides long. RefSeq names its product probable polygalacturonase At3g15720. Gene Ontology annotation, molecular function: polygalacturonase activity. The record is from RefSeq and is a predicted model, not a curated record. Lineage: Eukaryota; Viridiplantae; Streptophyta; Magnoliopsida; Fabales; Fabaceae. Gene Ontology annotation, biological process: carbohydrate metabolic process.